Molecule: messenger RNA, 1546 nt
Organism: Suillus subaureus
Lineage: Eukaryota; Fungi; Basidiomycota; Agaricomycetes; Boletales; Suillaceae
Product: transcription initiation factor IIF, beta subunit-domain-containing protein
Exons: 5
Coding region: 68-1114 (348 amino acids)
Biological process (GO): transcription by RNA polymerase II; transcription initiation at RNA polymerase II promoter
Cellular component (GO): transcription factor TFIIF complex
Source: RefSeq, a predicted model, not a curated record
GUUAGUUCACCAACAUCGAGUGUCAAUAUUAAUAUUGUUGCAAGUCUCGGACCAACUCUCAUGCAUCAUGGAUGAUUUAACUGUCGAAGAUGAGAAGAAACCUUUCGAGGCUGAACACAAUGAUGACGACGCUCAACCAGACCCUGAUGAGGAGCUAAUGUUGGACAAAGGAAACGGGAGAGUAUGGCUUGUCAAGAUACCAAAACAUCUCAUGGCCCGCUGGGCAGCCAUUGACGCAGAGGAUGUUCAUCUUGCUACAAUCCGGGUGUACAAAAAUGCCGUCAGCUCAUCCGGUCGAUCCCCUCGCAUCUUCUUGUUCUUGCCCCCUGAUCCGAAUGACUCAACUCCACGGGAUUCAAGCCUGCCGGUCUUUUCUCCGGACGCAGCUUUCAUACCUUCUGUUGAGGGGGGGUUGCAAGUAGACAGAUAUGAACUUGAAAUGGUCAACGAGGAUGUUGAGAAUCAGCUGGUAGUCGCAGAACGUCCUAAAGACCCUGGUCCUUCUGGACCAAACUCCACCUCGUAUAACCCUCGAGCUAGAACGACAAUUCUAACGGGUCGCAUCAAACAUGAAUGUAAUUUGCGUCCUCUUUUCAACGAGUCAUACAGGCAACAAAUGCGCGAACGAACUCGAAAAUAUAAUACCCCACGAAGGCAGAUCCGUAUGAUAGAGGAUGCUGGUGUUAGCCGCGGAGGCAUUAACAGGUUAAGCAGUGGAGUCAACUCGGGAUCGUUUGCGAAUAUGAUUAAAUUUCGACCCAAACCUGCCAAGGGCACAUUUGAGCGUAUGGCGCGUAUGCCACGCAACCAACUGCUGGAUCUUCUCUUCACACUAUUUCGCGAACAACCUCGGUGGAGCAUCAAACCACUGCGCGAGCGCACCCAGCAGCCCGAGGCAUAUCUCAAAGAGGUCCUUCUUGCUAUUGCUACCUUGAAUCGCAGCGGAGAGUACAAUGGAAUGUGGGAGCUGAAUGAUGUGUUCGCCAAAGAAGGGAUGAAAUCUGAAAACGUCCCUGGACCAAGUUCUCUUCCAGAAGGAGUCUCGGGUGAUAUGGGGAUGGACGAAUACGAUGAGGACGAGGAUGACGAUGACGACAUGGAAGAAGUUUCAUAGGUUUGCAUCACGGACAGGUCUCAUUGUUUCUUCCUUGUUUUCUGCUCAUCAUGUAUAUAUAUAUAGCUGCCUUCCAUUAACGCGCACAGUUAUUGAACCAGUUCGCCCGUGUGAAAACAGCUCCGAGGAUAGAACUUGGUGCAUGAUGCGUGAUGGAAGGCAGAACUUCUAAGGCUGUUACUCAUAACUCUUGACUCACUAUGAAUAUCCCGGCGUUUUGGUGACGGUCAGGGCAACUAUAGAGUUCAUGUUGUGGGCAAUAGUGGCACUGGCAAGGUAGGCUUAGCUAAAUUAUUUUCGAAGUCUUGAAAUCAACUCUUUGAAGUCAACCCUCAGCGCGUACAUUGCCACUAAACUCAAUGUGCCACAUAUCUCCCUAGAUGCACUUUUCUGGGGACCUGGGUGGGCAACCCCUUCAGAUGACGAGUUUAA